Molecule: messenger RNA, 3800 nt
Organism: Cryptotermes secundus
Lineage: Eukaryota; Metazoa; Arthropoda; Insecta; Blattodea; Kalotermitidae
Gene: Ube3a
Product: ubiquitin-protein ligase E3A
Exons: 12
Coding region: 406-3075 (889 amino acids)
Biological process (GO): protein polyubiquitination
Molecular function (GO): ubiquitin protein ligase activity
Source: RefSeq, a predicted model, not a curated record
UACCUGGCAAGACUUAUCGAUCAUAAACAUUUUCAGGACUGUAAUAAAAUUAAUAUUGUUUGUGUAGUACCAAUGAGAAGUACGUAGAUAGGGAUAUUUAUCGAGUUUACAACUCUGUUUUCUACACUUCAUAAUCGAUUUACUUAAGAAAUUAUUUCUGUGCUGAAUAAGUACUAAUAAUAUUCUAUGAACUCAAAGGAUAAGAUAUACGGAACAGGCGACGGUGAAGCCUCAAGAGUGCUGCUGUGUCAUUCUUAGUUUGAACCAUACAUUAAAGUGGACAUGUUCAACUCCAUACAGUACAUACUUUUCGUAAAUCCUUGAAGUGCUUCUUCGACUGCUGUGACUACAUCACCAGAGCUGUCUCCUUCACCAAAUAGUGGUUUACCAGUAGAAACUGAUACGAUGAAAAGGGCAGCUGCCAAGAAAUUAAUUGAGCGGUACUUCUACCAGCUGAUCGAUGGUUGUGGCAACUCCAACUGUGAUAAUGAGUACUGUGCAUCUAGUGGAAAAGUAAAGAAUCUGACCCCAAACCAAGCUGCUGCACAAGCCAUCCAGCUUUUCUCCCAGGAAGCUAAGCUUUGUGAUGCACAGCCAACUAAAGUUGCCAGAACUCAGUCAGAUUUAAGAAGUAAGAAUAAUGAAAAUGGAAGAUCGAAUGAUGGUAAUUCAAGACUUGGUUCAUCAAAAAUUCCGUCGACAUGUAAUACACCAGAACCUGAGUCUGGCAUUCCAAAGAAUUCAAAGCUCGAUGGUCAGUCCACAACAAAUUCUUCACAAGGUAAAGAGGUCCCAUAUAUUACAGAAGAGAAACUUCUAAAAAUACUGGAGACAUGUAAGCAAGAGAGCUCGUAUUCGUUAUUGAUACGGACAUUGGGCGAAGUGUAUUCGAGUGCGGAUUCACUGAGUCAGAGUUUCCUAAUACAUGCAGGCUCAUCAAUUGAUGCCAUGUUAGACAAAGCUCCCAAAGACUUGAAGAAUUUGAAGAAAGAAGAUGUAAGAACAAUGGAAGGAGAUCUGGAUAAAGAUGAAGAUAGUCAGGAAGUGAAUCAGGAGGAAGGUGAAUGCUCAGAAAGAUGUCAAAGUCGGAAGAGUACGAGUCCCUCUGAUGACCUAAGGGUAGAUAUUCCGUCACUCCGACGUGCAUAUAAAGCACUUUUUGAGGUGCCUGGGAGUGUUUUUGAGAGUGCUUUGGUGCAUGCACUCAGAACACUAUCUGGGAACUUGGAGCUGGACCUUCGAUUGUUUGGACGUGGUGCGAAGAAUGAUAAUGCUGAAGAUGUAUUGAAUGUGUUUGUGAUUGUGUUGGAGAUCCCUGCUCUAGGUUCAUCGGAGUACCUGGAGAUGGCAUUGCCACUGGUAUGCAAGGCUGCAUCACAUCUCCCAUUGAGAUUGCAGGCUCGUCUUGCUCAGAUAUGGGCUCGUCAUUGUCGCACACGUCUUAAAGGGAUGCUUGAAGCCUUGCAGCAGCUCAUCACGCUGAAAGUCAUCUCUGGGCAGUUCUCACGAGACUAUUGUGUGCAGGAUGAAGAAACAAUCACGGCACCUACAAAACUAAUGAAGGUAGUAUAUUAUGCCAAUAUUUUGGCGGGGGAAUUGGAUCCACCAGAACUACGACAGGAAGACAAUAGUGUUCCUACAGAUGACUCUCUGCUAAGUAAUAUCUCUGGCAACAAGAAUCCUCCGCCACCACAGCAUGGAGAUCCAUUGGGAGAAUUACUACAAGUUAAUGUUCUCGACUCACGGUGUCCGUACCUCCCAUUCACUGAAUUCUACAAUGAGCCCCUUAGUGAUGCGAUCGAGAUGGACAAGGACUUUGCAUACUAUAGGAGCGAAUCUCCAACAUCAUCUUCACCAGAAACAAGAAAGUUCAGCUUCAUGAACUACGCAUUCAUUUUAACACCCGCAACGAAGACAUUGGGGCUGUAUUAUGACAAUAGAAUACGAAUGUACAGCGAGAGGAGGAUGAGUUUCUUCCAUUCUGUAGUUGGACAGCCGACAAAUCCAUACCUCCGGCUAAAAGUUAGAAGAGAUCACAUCAUAGAUGAUGCUCUGGUAGAGCUGGAGAUGGUAGCAAUGGAAAAUCCGAAAGAUUUAAAAAAACAGUUGGUCGUUGAAUUUGAAGGCGAGCAAGGAAUUGAUGAGGGUGGUGUGUCAAAGGAAUUUUUUCAGUUAAUUGUUGAAGAAAUCUUCAACCCUGAUUAUGGAAUGUUCACAUUUCAAAAUGAAACACAGACUGUAUGGUUUAAUCCAACUUCCUUUGAAAGUGAUGCUCAGUUUACACUAAUUGGAAUUGUACUAGGUCUAGCAAUUUAUAACAAUAUUAUCUUGGAUGUCCAUUUUCCGAUGGUGGUUUAUCGGAAACUCAUGGGAAAGAAGGGCACUUUCUAUGAUCUUGAAGACUGGAAUCAAACCCUGUUCACUGGACUGAAAGGCAUGCUAGAAUAUGAGGCAGAUGACAUGGAAGAAACCUUUGUGCAGACAUUCCGUAUCUGCUACCAAGAUGUUUUUGGUACAACGUUCUUUCAUGAGUUGAAGGAAGGAGGUGACCAAAUUUAUGUGUGCCAGGACAACAAGAAGGAAUUUAUAGACUUAUAUGCAGAUUUCCUUUUGAACAAGUCAGUAGAAAAGCAGUUUAGAGCUUUCAGACGUGGCUUCCAGAUGGUAACAGAUGAAUCCCCACUCCAUCUUCUCUUCAGGCCUGAGGAAGUAGAACAGUUGGUUUGUGGGAGUAAGAACUUUGACUUCAACGAACUGGAAGAGGCAACAGAGUAUGACGGUGGCUACACAUUAGACAGUCCCACCAUCCGAAACUUCUGGGAGAUUGUUCAUAAGAUGUCUCUUGAAUCAAAGAGGAAAUUGCUGCAAUUUGCUACUGGUAGCGAUCGUGUUCCUGUGGGUGGUCUGAGUAAGCUCAAGUUGAUCAUAGCAAGAAAUGGUCCAGAUUCUGACAGAUUACCAACUGCUCACACCUGUUUCAAUGUUCUUCUGCUGCCAGAAUAUGAAAGUAAAGAAAAGCUGAAUGACAGGCUCAUGAAAGCAAUUAACUAUUCAAAGGGCUUUGGAAUGUUGUAGAAGAUGUCAAACUCUCAUCUUGCAAUAGGUUUUAUUAUAUAUAGCCUCCUUGGAACCCACAACUGCUCUCCUUGCCGGAUGAAACUGCUUUGUGUAUUUUUCUAAGUUCUUUAGUUUUGAUACGAGAUGUGCAGUGAAGAUUCAUGCCAGAAUAGUUAAUAAUGAGGUAACUUACGGAAUCCAAAGUUGAGGGAUAAAUGUUUCAUAUGUUUAUAAAAACCUUUAUCUCAAGUUUUAUGAAACUUAAAACUUCGGAAGUGUACAGUUCUGUCUGCCCUUAGAUAAUUGUAUUAGGCGAUAUUACCCCUCUUCUUUGGUGUCCUACAGUUCAACAGGCUGAACUGUCACUAUCAGCUUGUAUGUUUUACAGGUCAUAGCAGAAUAAUCAAGCUGUGCUCAGUUGUAACAUAUAGAUAUGUGGUUUGGUUCUCAAAUUCACUGGGUCCCUCCUGAAUUAUGUGACAGACGUCAAUGUUUAUUUUUUGUUUAUGUUGGCGAAUAGAACAGGAAUGUUCUGUAUGAAGACUGGAGCAUAACGUUGAGACAUAACUGCAGGAUAUCAUGGUUACAACAUUGGAGUUGAAUUUGAUGUAUAAAAUAAUCAAGGUAAUUAAAAAGAAAUUGACGUGUUGUGCAAUGCAACUGUAUGUAGGUAAGCAAAGUGUAUUGUAUAGUUCAUUUUUCUGUGAGUGUGACAACUUGUUAAUAAAUUAUAAAAACUAAAA